Messenger RNA from Solea senegalensis (Senegalese sole), 2257 nucleotides. RefSeq names its product calpain, small subunit 1 a (gene capns1a). The transcript is spliced from 11 exons. The coding region runs from base 115 to 762 and encodes 215 amino acids. The record is from RefSeq and is a predicted model, not a curated record. Gene Ontology annotation, molecular function: calcium ion binding. Lineage: Eukaryota; Metazoa; Chordata; Actinopteri; Pleuronectiformes; Soleidae.
GUGUUGUUGACGGACAGCCUCCCACUGCAGUUUGUGCCAACUAUAGUUCAGUGGAACUUGCGCAAGCUCCCCCACCUAACUUCUCUGUGUGCUGCUGACCCAAGUUGGUACAAAAUGUUUUUGGCCAAAAAGUUACUCGGUGGCCUCAUUGAUGUUGUAAGCAACAACAUUGACCAGUUUGUGCCAUCUGACCCUCCUCCACCACGUAGGCCACUUGCAUUUGCAGAGCAGCAUGAGAGUGAUGAGGAGAAACAGUUCCGCAGAGUCUUCCAGCAACUUGCUGGAGAUGACAUGGAGGUGAGCCCAGCUGAACUGAUGAACAUCCUGAAUAGAAUCAUUUCAAAGCAUGGUGAUCUAAAGACGGAUGGCUUCAGCAUUGAGUCUUGCAGAAGCAUGGUGGCAGUCAUGGAUAGUGACAGUACUGGCAAACUGGGCUUCCAUGAGUUCAAACACAUCUGGAACAAUAUAAAGAAAUGGCAGGGUGUGUACAAGUCCUAUGACACCGAUGGCUCUGGUGUCAUUGGUGCAGAUGAGUUGCCCAACGCUUUCAGAGCUGCUGGCUUCCCUCUCAAUGACCAGCUGUUCAACAUGAUAAUUCGCAGAUACAGUGAUGAGGAAGGCAACAUGGAUUUCGAUAACUACAUUGGCUGCCUUGUGAGGCUGGAUGCCAUGUGCCGUGCCUUCAAAACCCUGGAUAAGGAUAACAAUGGGACCAUUAAAGUCAAUGUUCAGGAGUGGCUUCAGUUGACCAUGUACUCUUGAGUACAGACGAUGUUACUCCUGCUUGUUUUUGGAACCACUUUGUUUGUCUGUGCAUUACAAAAUGUUUUUCUCAUUUAACCCUUUGAUGUCCUGUGUUACUCUGUGAAUCACUGAUGCAUGCAGGCUUAUUUAGACUUAGAUUCAGAAUAUUAAGGCCAUGCAAGAGUAUGGCAGAUCCUUCAUUUUUCUGCAAUACUCACCACACAACCUGGAUGAGUGUGUAGCCAACUUGACUUAGGUUUACAAAGAUGUUAGUAUGUUUCAUUACCUGGUCAGCUUCUUUGGCAUCUGAUUUUGACCUGCUGUUUUCCCUCAGGUCAGAAUAAUAUGAGAAGAGACAGGCCAACAUCCAGAUGCUGAAUGGCAUUGAUAGCUUGAUAAUGUGAAAGCAGAAAGCUCUCAUUGUUUUGUGGCUGGUACUGGUUUCACAAAGAUACAGUCAACAGGUUAAAUUGAUGAAUUUAGCAAUGCUGGACACAAGGAACAUACACACCCUUUUCUCAACUCUGUCUGCUACUGAACUAAACCUGAACUACACGAGGCAGUGGGCACACCUUUUCUCACAGAGCAGACGUUGAAGGUGAAGGUGUGUUUCACUAGGUCUGUUUUCCCCUCCAACAUAGCUGCCACCUAGUCACUGUAUUUGGAUCAUUCUUUUUUUAUUAUGGGUCUACAUAAUCUAAUAUUGACUGCAUGAUUGACAUUUCCAUGUUCUGUUGGGUUUUUUCUCCCGUUGGGCUUGGGCAGUGUUCACCUUUAGCAUUUAUAUCCUUCUCCUGCUUCUAAUAAUUUCCGGCAGGCUGUACACUUGAGGUGCAAGUUGUGCUAAAUGUUUUCAACAGCGAAAAAUCCCCUAUUUUUCACUCAAAAUAACUCCAUACAGCAACUCUGUCUUUGUGAAACCAAGUCUAACCCUGAUAAGAGAUCAUUCACUAAAAUGGGAGGAAAGUGCAUACAUUUAUUUGCACCAAAGCCAGUUGCAAGCACAUAAUAAUUGGUACAAUCCGUUAUUCUGCAUCAGUUCCACUAACCCAAACCUCUAUGAUACAGCUACAAAAAGCAACAAAUAAAUCCUUAAAAUUUACUUUUAAUGUGACCUUAUGUUAAAGGUAAUUCGUUAAUGUACCGUAUAUAUUCAAUACAUGCAAUUCUAUUAUCAUCUCUGUAAUGUAUAUUAACAUCCUUGGAGAUAUGUUGGCUUAUAUUUUGUUGUGGAGUAUUGAUACUGGUGGUGAAACCUUAUGUCAGCUUAUUAACUGAUCACUUUUUGUCAUAUACUUACUCCACAUACCUGCAUCAGAGAUGAUGCCAGCACAGUGUGUGAAUUGAUCAUAUAUUACUGAUGUGUGUGCCACUAAUGCAUGUAGCCAAUAGAAAUGAAUUGUGAAAGAGUUUUAACCAUGCAGUUACAGCCGCCGCCGUCAUUUAUCUGUUACUGAAAUUGUUUGCUAAAAUUACCUGUGCCAUAUUUGAAAUAAAUGGUAUAUUAAUUUUA